UCUCUGGUAAAUCCUCUCGCCCUCCCGCGCAUCUGGCCUGUACCCCACUUCUUGUAUAAAAAUAAAUAAAUCUUUAAAUAAAAUAAAAUGUAAACAAAAAAAUGUCACCCCCAUAGAGAGGUCAGAGGGGGCCUUUGGGAUGGGGUCUGAAGGGACAGGUGGAGUUCUGGCUGUACCUGUGGAUGGGAAAGUGUGCAGGCCUACCAGUGCAGAGAGAGGCCAUCGUGGCACAUUUAAGGAGUUUUCCCUUUUGGCUGGAGCCUGGGAGAUGUAUUUCAGAAAAUUAUGAGAUCCUUUUUAGUUCCAAACAACAACUAGGCCCACUUUGGCAGGAAAGGACUUCCUUGGAAGACUAUGAAAAUUCCCACAGUCAGAGAGAUGACUCAGGACUCAUCUCCCCUCCAGGGUCUUGGUGUGAAUGUGGCAGGCCUCUUCAGGGUACCACUGUUACCAGGAUAAGUCUGCUCUAACUGAGCUCAGCAAUUUUGUCACCACAACUUGGGAUACACAUCCCAGGGGGAGAUGUCUGGUUGGCCCAGCCUGGAACCUUCUCCCUCCUUUGGCCAGGAAAGGACUCGGGGUGCAGGAGGCAGUUGCAUGAGACUGUCUGAGGGCUAAAGUCUCCAGAAGAAGUGGACACUAAGAGAUCUGACUAGAAAGGUGCUGAACGUGGACUUGAACUGGCAGAUGGCAAGGGGAGUUUCCAAGCAUACACACUGGCAGAAGAGUCUGGCUGGAGCUUAAGGGGACAGGAAAGGAGGCAGAUCACAGAAAGCUAGAUAGGGUCCAGGUGCAACAUAAUGAAGGCUGGGACUUGGCAGUAGAGAUGGAAAGGAAGGUACCGAUUCUAGCGAGAUUGUGAAAGUUGAUUUCAUCUUCUGGAACAUACACUUGAUUGGGGUUUGACAUUUCAGUGUCUGGGUGAUGGAGGAGGAGGGAGUGCUUGCAGGAGGUGGUGUGUUCCUGUGCACUUGAAGCUGACAGCGUGCCUGGAAUCCUGAUGAGCUCAUUACGCCUGACUCCAUACUGCCUGACGUUUGGGGCCUCAGACCUGUGGUGAUGGGGCUAUAAAAGCCCAGGGGCCCUGCACACCCUGAAAGUAGCUGUGGCUUUAUGGUCUCUGCCCAUAGACCUGCAUCUCUGCUGUCUGCACUUCAGCCUGGGAGGACUUCUUCCUUCCCCUUCUCGGUUUCUGUGCACCAAUUUCCCCAAAGCCAUGUUCUCUCUGUACCUGAGCUCUUACAACUAAAGGGCCUGGCCCAGUUUCUGGGGUCCUAGGUGUUCCACCCUUUCUGCUCAAAAUGCCUGUUGGCAAUAAGUCCCUGCUGACGAUCAGGGCAAUCAUCUCCCGGUGACAUUUUGCAGGGAGAGGGUCUGACCUUUGCCCACUAUCUGGCGAACUGACUUUUCCUCCAGUUAUGCUGUUGGUCACCAGGGAUGCCUGUGUGUGUCCCUGACCAGUCAUUCUAGAGUACUUCUCAGUGCCUGUUUAUAAAUCAUUAUUGUAAUUACAACAUAUUGUCAAUUGAGCUUUCGUGUUGCCAUUGCAGCUCUCUCCCAAGGCACCCGGGCACAGGCUGGGGUUUGGGCUGCCCCAGCUUUCUACCGGAGAAUUGGAGUUUCCUCCAUAGAAAUGGGAGGGAAGGAACAGGGCCCCCGGGGGGGGGGAGGGGGGCUGGGCAGGAGGACCUGUGCUGAAGGGUACUUUACCCUCACAGAUUUUCAGGGAGAUUAUCACCUCCCUGGUGUGAAGAGGAUAGUUCCCUUCAGUUCCAGCUGUUGGCAUUCAAAUACAUGUGCUAUUUUCCCAUGUCUGGAUGCGGGGCAUUCCACCAUGUACAGUAAGGUGAACCAGGGACAAGGGGAAUCAAGGAGAAAAACGUAAUUUUUCUUUAUUUUGAUAUCAAUGCUAGGUUUGUAUUUGUAUAAUAGUUAUAUUAAAAUGAAACAAAUAGUUCUGGUAUUGGAUGUUGAAAUAUGCCCUUAACCCAGCUGUGACCCUCAGGGGGCUGUAAUGCCCUUGCAAAUGAGGAAGCCCAGAGAGGGCAAGCUAUUUACUGAUAUCACUGUGGUUUCUGAGGUGGUAGGGGAUCCAGCAGCAUGUGGUCUCCAUCUCUUCCUGGAUAAUGACCUUUGCCUUUGCGCAUCCUUUCCCCAGUUUGCUCCUUUUCUUCCUCUGGAGGAUCAGGGGGAAACCUACCUGAGGGACACAGAAAGGAACCCCACUUCUGUAUGGUCAGGGCCUAAGACCAUCCUAGUAAAGGGAUCCCUCUUGUUCCCAAAGGGCAGCAUUGCAUGACUCAAGAGAGCACAGGGGACCUUGAUGGGUUGAGGCCUAACCCAGAAAUGCCAAAGAACAGUCCUCAUCCUGCCCUGCCCUUUCCCUCCAGAAUCCUUCAGCUGUCAAGUCCCAGCCCUGUGGGCAGGCACCAGCCUCCCUGCCAGAGCAAGCCUACAGCCUGCUGAGGAAGAAAGUCAGCAACAAGUGCAAACAGCUAAUUGGCCUAGAGGGAGCUGCUCUGGUGAGGAAAAAUCAACAAGUUACUUAUUUGUGUGGCUACAGGGAAUUUGGAGGUUUGGGGUGGGUAGUGAGGAGGGGCAGAGGAGAGGUAGAGUAUAGGAAGAGACACAGAGGUGGGAGUUGCAGGGCUGGGGUGGGGAAUUCCUCCCCUUCCUGUCACCCUACCUCCUCCUCCAUGCCCACUUCCCCUUUCUUUCUUGUAGGGUUUCUUUGGGCUUGAAAAGGACAUUAAGUAAAACUAUGAAUCACCUCUGCCCCCAAGGUGGAGCUCCCCUAACCCUCACUCCUACCCAAGGGUCAGGCUGCGGCAGCCCGGCGCCUGACGAGUGAGAGGAACCUGCCAGGGGAUUACUGCCAGCGCCAGCUAACGGCACGACUGCCAGCCUCAGGGGUAUGGGGAUGGGCAGAGCCACUUUUCAGCCCAACCCAGCAGCACCAGGCAGGAGGCCUGGGCCCUGGUGGGGAGCUUGCCACACGCUCGGCUGACCCAGAUGGUGGGAAAAGCAGCGCCCGCUGAGUAGCAGCUGUGCGCAGAAACCCAAAGGAGCCUGCAGCAGGAGCUCUGUAGCCCUCUACCCCAACUGCCUUUGGGCCUUGACAGUCAAGUGAAGGGAGUGGCACCUCAGGUGGUAGCGAAGGGGAGAACUUGAAGAGGAUCUUGAUUUUGGCAACAGUUUUCUAACACCCACGGAGCUGCCAAGGUUUUUUCUCUCAGGGUUGGGGCCUGGUUCCCUUCCCCUGGCAGAGGGGUGGUACCAGGAGGACCAAACAAUGUGGGGACUGCUCUUGCAUGGAAUCCAGGCAGCUUAAAGCCCUUGUGCUCUCUGUUGUGAUUGGGGUUUGAGGUCUUCCCCCCCCCUGCAGGGACGAGGGGCUGCCUCAGCAUCUGCUCAUGAGCCACAAGGACCCCGACUGCAUCAGACUGGACCUUUCCAAGCUGCCAAAGAGGGGGGCCUCCAAAGCUGGCAGCCAGCAACCCCAAGGGACUAGAAGGCUGAGAUGGACUGACCUCCCCCUUGCCAGGGUGGCAGGAGAAGCAGAGCAUCUGUGGCCCAGCUAAUGACGGAGAUUCCCGGUGGAGCCAUAAGCAGGGACCCAAGUGACUCAGGGCCUGGGAGCCACUCCUGCCAAAGUGCUUUCUUCUCACGUUGAAGGAGGCCGUGGUGUGGAACCCCUACCGCUGGCCCCUCCACAGCACGUGCCCUUAUGCCCUUUGCACGAGGAGCCAGAGCAGGCAGGCUACACCGUGGCUGGCCGGUCAGCCAGCUGGGAAAGGAGCGGCCACGGUGACACCCACCUGCCCAGCGGGCUGGUAGUCCAGCCCCCUGGCACAUCGCACCAUGAAGUGCUCCCUGCGGGUGUGGUUCCUCUCUGUGGCCUUCCUGCUGGUGUUCAUCAUGUCACUGCUCUUCACCUAUUCCCACCACAGCAUGGCCACCCUGCCCUACCUGGACUCGGGGGCCCUGGGCGGCACCCACCGGGUGAAGCUGGUGCCUGGCUAUGCCGGCCUGCAGCGUCUCAGCAAGGAGGGGCUCGCUGGCAAGAGCUGUGCCUGCCGCCGCUGCAUGGGUGACUCCGGCGCCUCUGACUGGUUUGACAGCCAUUUCGACAGCAACAUUUCCCCCGUCUGGACCCGAGAGAACAUGGACCUGCCCCCAGAUGUCCAGAGGUGGUGGAUGAUGCUGCAGCCCCAGUUCAAGUCACACAACACUAACGAAGUGCUGGAGAAGCUGUUCCAGAUAGUACCGGGCGAGAACCCCUACCGUUUCCGUGAUCCCCAGCAGUGCCGGCGCUGUGCAGUGGUGGGGAACUCAGGCAACCUUCGGGGUUCUGGCUACGGGCCGGAUGUGGAUGGGCACCACUUCAUCAUGAGGAUGAAUCAGGCACCAACUGUGGGCUUUGAGCAAGAUGUGGGCAGCCGAACCACCCACCAUUUCAUGUACCCUGAGAGUGCCAAGAACCUGCCCGCCAAUGUCAGUUUCGUGUUGGUGCCCUUCAAGGCCCUGGACCUACUGUGGAUUGCCAGUGCCCUGUCCACAGGGCAGAUCCGAUUCACCUAUGCCCCAGUGAAGUCCUUCCUUCGAGUGGACAAAGAAAAAGUCCAGAUCUACAACCCAGCCUUCUUCAAGUACAUCCAUGACAGGUGGACAGAGCAUCACGGACGGUACCCUUCCACAGGGAUGCUGGUGCUCUUCUUUGCCCUGCAUGUGUGUGAUGAGGUGAACGUGUACGGGUUCGGGGCCGACAGCCGCGGCAACUGGCACCACUACUGGGAGAAUAACCGGUACGCGGGCGAGUUCCGGAAGACGGGCGUGCACGACGCCGACUUCGAGGCCCACAUCAUCGACAUGCUGGCCCAGGCCAGCAAGAUCGAGGUCUACCGAGGCAACUGAACCUGACCCCUCGCGACCCUUCCGGCCCGGCCUCGAGGCGCGCUCGGGCCAGGACCCCGGGCCAGCCCGGGGCCCCGCGGUGGGAAGGCUGCGGUCUGGGCCAAUCAUGCUGCAGCCCAGCGGGCCUUCCGGCCCCCGCCAGUGACGAAACUUUCGGGGCCCGUCCGCUGAGGCACCAAUCAGCGCCGCAGUUGGGCGGGGCCUCUUUUUCCCAACCAAUCAUGAGACUCAAGGAGAACUUCCGGCGCGGGGCUCCGUCUCCUCCAAUCGCUGGCCUUCGGAGGCGGGGCCGCGGCCGCUCUAGCCCUUCUUCUCUAUGCUUUGGGGUAGGAUUUUAUUUCUCGUUCUUUCAAGGAUGAGCGGUGGGUUCCGGCCUGGACGCAGCACUCUCCUCAGGAGAGCGUGGGUCGGUUGCCGGGCUGACCCCUCCGGGGCGCCAGCGCUUCAGCUUCGUUCCUAGGCCGCCUCGGUGUGGGCGGAGGGGCGAUCGCCAGCCUCUUUGGGGAUCAGGGGUGCGGGUGGGGUGGGGGGUUCCCGGGAGCGCGCUUUCACUCCCAGGGAAAAGCCGGGUCCCAGAGAGAAUCAGGCCCCACAUUUCCUUCAUCGGUCAGACUCAGUUGGGUGAGUGUAAACCCACCAAAGAAAUGCAGUGAGAAUCCAGAGGGUGCGUGGGUCCCCUCCUUCCCCUCCCCGCCUUCGGCCACCCUAUGGAAUGGCCUUUCUCACCAGGGCAUUUAGUCUCACCAGGAAGCUAGAAUUGUAUUCACCCCCUGCUUGGGGGCGGAUUCUCCUAGGGCCUAACUCUUGAAAAAUAGGUGUAAGGAGCAGGGCAGGGGACAAGGAAUCCCCCUCACAUCAGAUGUGUAAGGUGCUUCUCACUCAAGUGUGCCCUAGCCCCAACUGUUCACCACAACCUUUCACUGACUCCUUGGCCCAGGGCCUCCUCACCAGCCUGCUGUUGCUCUGGGAGAAAAAAAAAAAUCUAAACUUGCCCUGGGAUUUGGGGCACUGCUGCUUUUCUCUCUCUCUCCCUCUCUCUCUCUCUCUUUCUCUCUCUCCCUCUGUCUCUCUCUCUCUCUCACACACACACACACCCACCCCUACCCCUUUGGCUGGCUCUAGGGAGAGGGAGCAACAUGUAGGAAACAAAGCUGGAGAAGAGGAGUCUGGCUACCUGGUGCAUGCACCUUCUUCCUUCACCCAUGACCCCAAAGAGGAGUAGGAAACCUCUUGCUUGGGGGUGGAAUUUGCUUUGGGCUCAUAAUUUAGUUAACCUGAAGUUACCAGGUAUGGCUGAUCAACAAAGAUUCUUUAAAACUCCAAGCUGGCCAUGCAAGUAAUGGGGAGCCUAGCUGGGGAGGAGUAGACUUGCCCCCCUGCAUGCCUCCUCCCCUGCCCAUUUGUGUCUCCUUCCCCAUGCUCCCCUCCUGCCUUCCUCUCACCCACAUCUGUUCCAGCUCUCGAAAGGCUGGGAAACUAAUAACCAGGGGUUACAACUAACUGGAAGCCACCUGUGUGACUGAGCCCAGCCUGAGUCCCUAGAGGAAGCUGCUGGUGGGAUUCUCAUCCUUCAAGGUUGGGGAAGUUUAGGAGGGCAAAUGGGCUUCUGUGAAGCUUCCAAAUCUCUGAAAGGACUCCCCUUGAUGAACAAAAAUACUCCUCUUUUUUCUUAGUGAGUUAACACCACCAGGCAGUCUCCUGGCCUUUGGUAUCGUUCCUGCAGCAGGCUGGGGGAACAGUAACCAGCAGCUAGUAUGUUAGAAAGGGUUGGGGAGGGGCAGUGGGCACCCCUAAAAUUAAUAUAUUGAGAACUUAGCUUGAGUCUGUUCCUUCCCAAUUCCGGAAGCAGGAAUAAAGAAUGGGAGUGGGUAGGAUGCCAUCUCUUGGGCCUCCCCCCACCAUUUUAGAGUCAAGGCACCAGCCGUUCUUGCCAGUCUCAUCUCAGUGCUUCCUAAAGAGACUGUUUUGAGUGUUAGGAGGAUGAAAAAAACGAUGCAAUUAUGCCAAACAGUAUUGAGCGGAAUAAUUUAUUUCUUUUGUCUUCUUUUUGUUUGGUUUGCUUUAAACCAUUAAUAAAUUCCCAUUCUGGAAGAGGUAGGUCCUAGCAUCCAGCCCAGAUCUCCUUUUCUGCAAGUUAUUGAAAUGAAACAUUUUUUAAUUUUCUUCCCUUUCUCUUUCUGAAUUAAAAAGAACAGCAAAAACAAAAACAAGAUCACAUAGUCAUUUGUUCUGAAAUGGGUACUGUGGUGGGAAGAAGGUGGAUCUGACAGGGUGCUGUGAUUGAGUAAUGGCUAAGAAUGUUGGGUCGGUGGAGAGGGGUGGGAAUGACUCACGGACACUCUCCCCUUAUGUGUCAGGAGCUUAGGUCCGUGGACACUGUUCCCUGAAGUCCCCAAGACGUAGAUCUGAGGGACUGCAGGUCUUUUUGUCAAACAACUCAGUGUCUUUUCAUUUUUCUCCAAAAGAGGAAUGAAUUGGAAAGAAUUGCUGACAGCAGCUUCCCAGGCGGCUGUGUAUAGCGGACAGAAGUGGUGGUGAGCGACCUGCAGUUUCCCCAUUAUCUUU
Talpa occidentalis (Iberian mole) is the source of this 7479-nucleotide messenger RNA. It is a transcript of the gene ST3GAL2, whose product is annotated as ST3 beta-galactoside alpha-2,3-sialyltransferase 2. Lineage: Eukaryota; Metazoa; Chordata; Mammalia; Eulipotyphla; Talpidae. The coding region runs from base 3862 to 4914 and encodes 350 amino acids. The record is from RefSeq and is a predicted model, not a curated record. Gene Ontology annotation, molecular function: beta-galactoside (CMP) alpha-2,3-sialyltransferase activity. The transcript has 7 exons.